GGCGCAGCCCUGCAAAGCUCUGCGCUUUCUCCCAAGGAGGAGGCGUUUCAGCGUCUCUCUCCCUCUCUCUGUCCACCUCUCCUCCCUCUCUGCCCGUCCUCCUCCGGCUGGAUCAGAGGAGAUCUCAGUCGGAGCCGGAGAGGAGUGGCGGUCGGUCGGCAUCUCUGCAGCCUCCCCGCCGCUUCACCAUGGACCUGCGGACUACGAGGGUGUUGGGGAUUAUCGCUCGGGUCGCUCUGCUGCUGAGCGGGACAGCAGCAGAAGAGGUGUGUGACAGUGCUCUGGUUUCCAAUCUGCCACCUUCAUCGUUCAGGAGCUCCUCCCAGCUGUCCAGCAGCCAUGCACCGGGCUUCGCCAAGCUCAACAGGAGAGACGGAGCUGGAGGCUGGUCUCCUCUUAGUUCGGACAGGUACCAGUGGCUGGAGGUGGACCUGGGCGAGCGGACCAAGAUCACUGCUGUGGCGACACAGGGCCGCUACGGCAGCUCUGAUUGGCUGACGUCUUACCAACUGAUGUUCAGCGACACGGGACACAACUGGAAGCAGUACAGACAAGAGGACAGCAUAGGGUCUUUUCCAGGUAACUCUAAUGCAGACAGUGUGGUUCAGUACAAACUGCAGCAGCCUGCAGUCGCUCGCUUCCUCCGCCUCGUUCCUCUGGACUGGAAUCCCACCGGACGGAUCGGACUCCGGCUGGAGGCCUACGGAUGUCCUUACACCUCCGACAUGGUGAGCUUCGACGGCAGCAGCAGCCUGACUUACUGGCCCGGUCCGGCGCCAAGGCGGGGAUCGAAGCCGGUCGUCUCCCUCAAGUUCAAAACCAUGAGGAACUCCGGGACACUGCUUCAGGCCGAAGGGCAGGACGGACUGGAGCUCAGCCUGGAGCUGGACAGGGGAAAGCUACAGCUGCUGCUCAGAGACGUCACAUCUUCAUCCUCUGAACCCCGGCCGCUAACCUCCCUCGGCAGCCUGCUAGACGAUCAACACUGGCACCACGUGGUACUGAGACAAAAAAACUCUCAGCUGAACUUCACUGUGGACAAACAUACAAAGACGGUUGAGACCCCUGAAGUGUUCAACCUCUGGGACAUCAAACUGCUAACUGUAGGAGCACCCCAGGAUCCAGCUGGACCCGGGAAAAACUUCCAAGGCUGUCUGGAAAACCUGGUUUACAACGGUGUUAACCUAACAGAACUAGCAAAAACCAAUGACGAACAAGUUGAUAUAAAUGGCAAUGUGACCUUUUCUUGUGCCGAGCCAGUUUCUGUUGCCGUGACGUUCCCCGGACCCCACAGUUUCCUCCAGCUGCCCUGGACUGCACCGUCGUCUUCAGCGGGCAUGUCCAUAGCAUUUCAGUUCCGGACGUGGAAUAAGGCUGGGCUUCUGCUCACCUUUGACCUCCCUCAGCAAGGGGGCGAGGUCUGGUUGUACCUGAUUGAUGCCCGACUCCACCUGCAGAUCCAGAAAGGAGGCAGGGUGCUGCUGGACCUCAGUGCAGGAUCUGCAUUAAAUGAUGGUCAGUGGCAUAUGGUGGAUCUUACCUCCAGGCGAGGCCGUCUGACGGUCUCAGUGGACAAACAGAAGGGCGGUGUCGCUCAAGCGUCUCCAUCGUUUCCUGUUAUGGGAUCGCACCAGAUUUUCUUUGGAAGUAAAGGUUGUGCUACUGAGAAUCGCAGUCAGGAAUGUAGAAAUCCCCACAACGCUUUCCAGGGCUGUAUGCGUCUUCUCGCUUUGGACAACCAGCUAGUUGACCUGAUCAUGGUGCAGCAAAGACUUCUAGGAAACUACAGCCAACUCCAGAUCGACGUGUGCGGCAUCAUCGACAGGUGUUCUCCCAGUCACUGUGAGCACGACGGCCUCUGCAGUCAGACCUGGACCGUCUUCCACUGCAACUGCUCCGACAGCGGCUACAGCGGCGCCACCUGCCACAGCGCUGUGUACGAACAGUCCUGUGAAGCGUACAAACACAGCGGCAACACGUCGGGAUAUUUUUACAUCGACGUGGACGGCAGCGGACCCAUCAAGCCACAGCUGGUUUACUGCAACAUGACAGAUGACAAUACAUGGAUGGUGGUGCAGCACAACAACACAGAGCUGACCAAAGUUCGCCCUUCGGCGGGGGAAAACCAGCAGUUGGUUUACUUUGACUACAUGUCUGAGGAGGAGCAACUGGCAGCCAUCAUCCACCAAUCAGAGCACUGCCAACAGGAGCUGUCCUAUCACUGCAGGAAGUCCCGCCUUCUCAACACUCAAGAGGGGUCUCCGUUCAGCUGGUGGCUCGGUGGUCCCGGGCUCGGCCGGGUCCAGACUUACUGGGGCGGAGCUCAUCCAGGCAGCCAGCAGUGUGCCUGCGGCCUGCAGGGCGACUGCGUGGACCCACAGCUCUACUGUAACUGCGACGCCGACCGGCUGGAGUGGAGCGAAGACUCGGGCCUUAUUUCCCACAAGGACAGCCUGCCGGUCAGAUCCCUGGUGCUCGGUGACGUUUGGAGGCCGGGUUCAGAAGCGGCUUACAGGGUGGGAUCGCUGCAGUGCCAUGGUGACAAGAACUUCUGGAACGCUGCAUUCUUCGACAAGGAGACGUCGUACCUCCACUUCCCCACCUUCCACGGCGAGCUGAGCGCAGACGUCUCCUUCUUUUUUAAGACCACGGCUUCCUUCGGGGUGUUCCUGGAAAACCUGGGCAUCAAAGACUUCAUCCGCAUCGAACUGAGCUCCUCCACUCAGGUUGUUUUUUCCUUCGAUGUUGGAAACGGCCCGCUGGAGGUUCGCGUCGACUCGAGCUACCCGCUCAACGACGACCGGUGGCAUCGAGUCCGAGCCGAACGGAACGUGAAGGAGGCGUCCCUCCGCCUGGACGAUCUUCCUGUCUCCACCCAGGAGGCUCCGGCUGACGGACACAUCCACCUGCAGCUCAACAGCCAGCUCUUCAUAGGAGGCACCGCGUCCAGGCAGAGGGGUUUCCGAGGCUGUAUCCGCUCUCUGCAGCUGAACGGCAUCACUCUGGACCUGGAGGAAAGGGCCAAGAUCACGCCCGGGGUUCGGCCCGGCUGCCCGGGUCACUGCAGCAGCUACGGCUCGCUGUGCCAGAACCAGGGCCGCUGUGUGGAGAGAGCCAGGGGCUUUCACUGUGACUGCAGCCAGUCGGCUUACACUGGAGUCUUCUGUCACACAGAGGUGUCGGCCGACUUUAAAUCUGGAACGUCCGUCGGCUACACCUUCAAAGAGCCGGACGAGCUGAGCAGAAACGGCAGUGACCCGCCCUCCUCCAUCCACUCUGACCCGAUUCUGCGAGGAGAAAAGGUCUCUCUGAGCUUCAGGACGACACAGAGUCCAGCUCUGCUGCUCCACGUCAGCUCCCACUCCACAGAGUAUUUAGCUCUGCUCAUCAACAGGCACGAUGAGCUGGAGCUGAGAUACAAGCUGGACAGCAGCAGAGAUGCAGACGUGCUGAGGAGCAGCGUAAGGGGAGUGGCCAAUGGGCUCCUGCACACCGUCGCCAUCAGGAGGUCGGCCGACUCCGUGUCCGUGCAGAUUGAUGAUAAUGCGAGAGAAGACUUCAACCUCAGCUCCGCCGAGGAGCUCAGCAGCCUGAAGUCUCUUGUUCUGGGCCGAGUGCAGAGUCCAGAUGACUUGGAUCCGGACCUGGCCCGGCUCGGCUCUCUCGGCUUCACAGGCUGUCUGUCAGUGGUUCAGUUUAACUCCAUCGCGCCUCUGAAAGCGGCCCUGCUGCACCCGGACACCAGCCCCGUGGUUGUCCUCGGACCUUUAGUCCGGUCUAACUGCGGUUCGUCAGCUUCAGCCAAUCCAUACUCAGCUGAGAACACGCACCACCUGUCAGACCAGUCUGGUUCUGUGGGUUCUGGUCAACCUCUAGUUAAUGCCAUGAAGACGGACUCAGCUUUGAUCGGAGGUGUCAUCGCAGUUGUGAUCUUUGUGAUCGUGACCGUCUUCGCCAUAACCGCCAGAUUCCUCUACAGGAGAAAAGAGACGUAUCGAAGCCGUGAAGUCAAGGCAGGCAAACAGGAAGACAGCCAAGAUUUCCGUUACAGCAACCAGACUGAUGGCCAAAACGUGUCUGGGGAAAACUCAAAAGAGUUUUUCAUGUAACUGGGGGCCUGUCGGGGACGAUGUCCUGCUGUUCAUCCAAGAGGAGGCUGCAGACAGGAGCGUUCGACCACGCCUCAGGACUUCACACUGCACUACGAGCCAGUUGCACACGUUAAUGGAUGCACAAAUGGACCUGUGGGGGGAAAAAAAACAGUGCACACAGUUUUGUCUUUUACUGUAUAUUGUGUAUAUGCUUAACUUAAACUGACAGCAAUGCUGGAACUCGGAGGUGUUAAAAAUCCUUGUUUAAAGAACUGUAAAUAUUAAAAAUGUAAAUGUGAACGUAAUGGGUGGUCUUACAUAGUGAAAGAUUGUUUUAUGGAUUGUUUUAACUUUGUGCUGGUAAUGUUGCUGAUGGCACUUUUUCUAGGAGAAAAGAAUGAAUGUUUGCAUAGUGUUAAGGGGAUUUUUUUUUACCCUUAAUCUGGUCCCUGAGAGGAGGUCUUCUGUAAGAGCUGCUGUUUGCACACGUGCAAACCUUUUAAUCGUGUGUGCUGCUUUGUGGAAAAACAAUAUUAACUCUACAGAUGAUUCAUACCCUUGUUCAGUAUCUCAAAGGGGAAUUUAUUUAUAUUGUUUUCAAGUGGGGUUGUGAGUACUAGUUUAAAGUAGUCACUAUCUUACCUGCAGUAGCCAGCUGUAAGCGUAAUCUAAGUUUGGGGGACCCAAGUUAAUAGCCACUCAGAGCGGGGACCAUUAAAAAAACUCAAAAUUACCCAGCGUGUGGUUUAGGUUAUUUUCACACCGAGAAAACAUCCAAGCAAACCAAACUAUGACGGCACAAACCACACAAGAACAUUUGGCCUGUAUAUUUAGUCAGGUGUGUUCGGGGUGGGAGAGCCAAAUUUAAAUACAGUAACCAGAGAAUGUGGUCCAAGCUAGUUGAAAACACAAAAUGUAAUCAUAUCAUUGGUGUGCUUCUUCAUAGUAUUUCAGGCAAGAAAGGCUCCAUUAAUCUGCUCUGCUCUGAUAAAGAAAAUGCUGUGAGUAAACAAAGGUGGCAAGAGAAUACAGUUUUUAGUUCAACAGAUGCAUGAGAUAUUUUCACUUUACCAACUUAACCACACCCAUCCAAAUUCUGACCAAUCACACGACAGUUGUCGGACACCCUGUUCCUGCUCGGGGAGCAGGAACAGAUUUUUUGCUUCUCGCUGAGUAGUUAACAGCGUUUGACUCUAGCUAGCUAUUAACUUUACUGGACAAUGAUAAUUCCUUCUUGUUUUUCCAAAAUUAACAUUGUGAUUACUGUUCGCUGCAGGUAAGAUACUUUCUCCACAUUACUUACUCAGCAACCCCACUUAUACUGGUAAACCGUGUCUUUGAGACUUAAAAUACUUUAUAAAUCAGCUAGCAUAAAACAUACUAAAAGAUCAAACAAACUUGUUUCUUUCAUCUGACAAAUUAGGGAACAUUUUAAAAUGCAGUAAACAUUGCCUUUUCUUUUCAUCAGACCAAAGGAAGAUUAUAAAAAUGCCCCAAAAAAUGAAUGUCUAUCGUCAACACUGUACAUUAAUUUAAUAAAAGUCUCAUCAUGAGGUUACUAAGA
Molecule: messenger RNA, 5655 nt
Organism: Fundulus heteroclitus (mummichog)
Lineage: Eukaryota; Metazoa; Chordata; Actinopteri; Cyprinodontiformes; Fundulidae
Product: contactin-associated protein-like 4
Exons: 24
Coding region: 189-4109 (1306 amino acids)
Source: RefSeq, a predicted model, not a curated record